GAAACACCAAAUACCGAACACUGAGAAAGACAUUGCAUACGAUCUUACCACACAACAACAGUCUAACAUACAAUAAUACUUUACCAUCAACUAUAGUAAGAAAUCAGCAUGUAUUUCCCAAAAGCUGCCAUCACUGCCAUCUUGGCCUCCACCUUAGUACAAGGUGUACCAACCGAAAAACGCUGCGACACAUGUGGUCUUUCCGACAAAGAAUCCAAGAUUGAAGAACGUGGUUUUCCAAAGUUGCCGAUUAUCCGUCCAUUCAAAACGCGAUUCAGACCCUUGAAAGAUUUUUGUGACAAAUGUCCACCAAGGGAAUUUUUCGAAGCUGGCGGGGCUGGACAUGGCAUGACUCCAGAGGGAAUGAUGGGAGAAUUUGUUACUGGCCUCUGCAAUGAUCAUUGUGGAACUGCCUAUAACCAAUCUGAACCCAACGUUCUCCACUAUGAUGUUUUAAUUUCUCCAACUGAUGCAAAUGCCAUCUUGCCAGAAGUAAUCACUUCUAAAGUUGAAUCAAAUGCCAUCGAACCUGAAGUUACUGCUUCCAAAUCUGCAAGCCAAGAGGAUCAUGAGAACAAGUCAGAUGAGAACAAAAACAAGAAACAUACUAUCCGAUUCGAAGCUGAUGAUAUCAUUGAGUUCAAGGGUACAGAGGAGGGAACUUGCACUACCGAAGGCAUGUUCAACUGCAUUUCUGGAACAUCGUUCCAGCAAUGUGCCAGCGGAGGCUGGAGUGCUGUUCAAAACAUGGCUGAAGGAACUGUUUGUUUAGCUGGACAAGCGUAUGAUUUGAACACCGUGGCAGUCAAAAAGAGAACGGCGGAGGCCCAGGACAUCCAGAAUUUCACUUCAGAUGAAAUGGAGAUCAAGAAAGAGCAAAAGCCUGCUGAAAAGAGAGUGUGGAUCCAAAUUUUUCACUGGAAUUUUGGCCAACCCGCACCGGCAAAGCAACUUUCUCCAAAGGAGAAGGAAGUACAGGAAAUUGCAGCAAAAAUAAAGCACGACAAAGAAUUUCAUCAAUACGGCGGACAUGGAGAUCUCAAAAAGGAAGCUGAGGAGAAGAAAGCUGAGAAAGAGAAGGAAUCCCAUGCUUUCUCACAAUUUGGAACCAAGGAGGAUGGAGAAAAUCAGGAAUAAUCUAGAGCAAGACAUACGAGGUUCUGGAUGCUCUGGAGUUGGAAGAUUUGUUCAAUAUAUUUGCUGGGACUUGCUUUGUAAUUUUUGUGUGGAUAUGAUACUACAUAUAGCGGGUGGUGAUCUCACAUAGGCGUAAUGUAACUUGAUCUAAUUGAAUCUAGGAAAUUGUACA
Messenger RNA from Botrytis cinerea B05.10, 1309 nucleotides. RefSeq lists its product as hypothetical. The record is from RefSeq and is a predicted model, not a curated record. The transcript is spliced from 2 exons. The coding region runs from base 109 to 1137 and encodes 342 amino acids. NCBI's taxonomy places the organism in Eukaryota, Fungi, Ascomycota, Leotiomycetes, Helotiales, Sclerotiniaceae.